CGCGCAAAUGGGAACUCGAAAAACCGCCAGGGGGGCUCUGGUAGCCGGCCGAUUUGAAGCUGCGUGGAGACGAUCAGAUCCGUACCGUAGCCCUGUUUUUAGUCAACUCUGGUGCAUGUCGUGGUGCAUGUGGUCUCGAACACGACAUUGUGAAAACGGAAAACGCGCCUUAAUAUGUCUUCGGCAGUGCCAACAUUUGCUUAUGUAGUAUACAAGGACGGCGCGAGAGCAAUUGUCGCUGUUUCCUUAAUUAAGGAUUAUGCUCCUUCGACGGUCAACGAUGUUUCAAAGAACAAGAGCGUCUACUGGCGCAGCAAAGGAAAGCAUGCAGCGGUGGACGAAGGUUUCUACGACGCCGACGUCGUCGAGCUUGGACUUACACAGAGUGACUUGGUUCAGAGGCUUAGUAAGCGAAAAAUCGCUGUGCCAGACAACAUUUUCGAAGAUACUCAGCAUCCGAUACGCGGCAAAACGGGAAAGACUGUUUCGGCCAAGACUGCAACGAGAAAUGCUCUUACUGCCAGGAAGAGGAAGUUAGCAGAAAUACUGUCACAAGAGGAGGACAGUAGCAGUUCGGAAGAUGACAUGGUUCCAAAAAAGCUACUCUUGGAAGAGCAAAAGAAAGUUUCGGUGCUUCGACAGAAGCUUAAUGGACUACGGGAGAAGCACGAGGAACUUCAAAUGCGCCAUGGUCGUCUCGAGGACGUGCUCUACAACAAGCUUGAGGUCUGGUUCAUGUCACAGGGAAGGAGCAACUCUAAUCUCCAGGAACCUUCCAACUGCAUGUCACAGACAGUGUUUGACAGUGAAGGAACAGAAAGUCAAGAAGAGACUACUGGCCCCGUUACCCCUCCGCCGCCUGCAAGCCCCAAAUCUGCAAGCCCAAGUCUGCUGCUUAGUGCAGCACCAGGUCCUGCUCAGGACAGAGAGGCAGCUGUGAACGUCAUGCCACUGCUGCCAGGGACUUCUUUGCUUGCGGCCACAAACACAUUGCAGGAGCACAGUGGUGCAACAGGGCACCAUUCACUAUUCGCUGAGGUGAACGGCCAGAUUCACCUUGGCAGUGGAGUUUAUGUGCCACUAGACCGGUGGCAGUGGCUGUUGCGGCGCUCGAGGGAUUCUUUGUUUUGUAAGGAAGCAACUAGGGUGGUCUGGGGGCCUGCUGCGCUUAGAGGCCGCAGUGUGACUGGAGCACCCUGCAGACGCUUCUUGAAGACUGGAACGAAUGCAUCUGAGAAACGAGCCCUAACACCCCAAAAGCUACAUGCAGUUGGAAAUGCUUUCGACAGAUUCAUAUCUCUGAAUAACACACAAGAGGCAGUACAAAGCAGGCGAGCGAAAAUGAACCGCUAUAUUGCGGAAAUGUUGAAAGACCUGAAGUAGCGCCCAUGCACAGUGCGCCCAUACAUCAGAGUGCUGUACGUGCCAGUAACAGCAUAUAUAUAUUCAUGUAUAUAUUCAUGCAAAAUAAACUUCAUAUAAUCGAAAAGUUUCUUCCUUUGGACAUUAUGAUCAUGUAAAGAUAUUAAAUCCUGACACAUCUAUACUUUUCUAAUAUGUGUACAGACACUGCUCCCCUUGCCGAAUGUACCCUGGCCUAUGUGGUACUUGUGCAUAGGUCGAUAUUGGUUGCCCACUUAUGUGUCACUGGAUGCAAACUGUAGUGUCAUAUAACACGUGCCCAAGUAACGGCUACCCCAAUGCUGUGGUAACACAUAAUUGGUCUCAUAAUUCUUCUGUGUAUAGGCCACGUGCGAAUUGUAUCGUAUUACAUAUUGUGUCGUAUUAGCCGCCGCUUAUGUGGAUUUUUUUUUCUCACGGGCGCUCUGCGACUUAUCUGAUGACUAUUUUUUUCCUGGAACGGCACUGCCCUGCCGAUGCACGAACAGUGCGUAACAGGGAUGGGUCCACAUUCGAGUAGAUUGAUCUUCGUGGUGCAUUCCUGCAAGCAGCUUUAACUGGAAAACCGCUGAACCACCAUUCCGCAGAAAACGCCCAAGAAGGGCACAAUCCGAUCUUGGUAGAACCCUAGAACUGACCUCCUUUGUUGUACACUAUGCAUAUCCCGGAGUGUGGACCACAGUGUUAUUGCCUUCUCUAUGGUCUCCUUUGUCACACAAAUCAGUUGUAUCAUAUUGACCGCGGCUUAUCUGCCAGAAAAUUUUCACCGCGUUCCUAAAAACUCGUUCUACGGCUCAUACGCGUGAAAUUACGGUAUAUGGAUUAUUAAUAUGAGUGUCAUGGC
This is a messenger RNA of Ornithodoros turicata, 2245 nucleotides long. Its product is annotated as BEN domain-containing protein 5-like. Gene Ontology annotation, molecular function: DNA binding. The transcript is spliced from 10 exons. The record is from RefSeq and is a predicted model, not a curated record. Gene Ontology annotation, biological process: negative regulation of DNA-templated transcription. NCBI's taxonomy places the organism in Eukaryota, Metazoa, Arthropoda, Arachnida, Ixodida, Argasidae. Bases 175 to 1383 code for a protein of 402 amino acids.